UUGACGCUGGUACCUGUCACAGUCUCCUGUCUCCGCGGUGUCUCGCCGAAAUGCCGGUUGUCUUCAGACUAACGGGGCGACAGGAUCCCGUCAGUGUCCUGGCUUCCGGGGGCUCUGGUUCAACUUGAGAUCAACUCCCGCACACUUCACGCGUGUCUCUCCCCGGUCCCCGGGGUUCUUCUCUUCUGCAGCGGCCUGCGGAAUGAAGUGUAGCCGACGUGGAUCCCGGCUGAUGGACCGGGACCGUGAGGAAGACGAGCCCGCUGCAGCCCGACACGGUGACCUACUUACCGCAGAGCUCCGUGGACAUCUCUGCUGCGGUGCGGACACAUCGGACUAACUUUCAACCUUGGGACAGCAAUACGUGACCUUCAUGCUGCUAUAGAACUGUCCUCAACAGGACGUGUGAAUGAACAGACCAUGUUCUAUGCAAAAAAGGGAACUAAAUCAAAUGCAUGACGAGCAGUGCAUGCUGGAUCUUUUGCAACGCUAGAGGGAACCAAAAGGAAAAAUUAACCAAGCAGGUGGCCCAAGUUUAGCUGGACUAUAAACCAGCUCUGCUCUUUGGAUUAGUCCACAGCUCUCGGGGCCCACAGAGGAGCCGGGAUCAAAGGUCUUCAAGCUGGAGGAGUCUGCAGAUUCCUUAUCUACUCAUUAGCAAGAGACUGUGUGGUGAUCGAUCACGAUGCUGUGAUAAGGCCGUCAGCCAAGCAAUACACACAAGUGCUGUGCAGGAAAAGUUAUCUUCAAAUAGACCGUCUGCACACUAAACAUUAUGCUUCUGAACUGUGGCCAUCCGUUGCCUCUUCUGAGGCAUACGGAUGUUCCGCCGCGGGUCAUAGAGAACUUCAUCCUGACUGGCUACCGCUUCCCAAACUACAGCCUGAGGGAUUGCCUCCUAUCGGCAUUCAGGCCGACCAAUGAAACGGGCAACUUCUGGACACACUUCCUCCCAUUUUUUAUUUUUUUAUACUAUUUUGUGGAGGUGUUCGGUUGGGAAGGUGCGCCGCAUGGCGACGCCCCUUUCUUCUAUCCUUUGUGGAACUACUUUAUCGGGGUGUUCUGUCUGUUGAUGGCUAGCAGCAUGGCCCACCUGCUCAACUCGAUGUCUCUGGUGGUAAGGGAAGUGUGCUUCUUUGUGGAUUACGGCACUAUCAGUUCCUACACUGUUGGCUCAUCGUUGGCGUACUACUACUACAUCCACCCUCGGGCGGGGAUCGUGGAGACGGGAGGCCGAAAUGGCUCUCAUAUGGACUUGAAACUUGAACAUGCAGGAUCUCUUACAUCAUCCUAUGCAAUCCCAGAUUUCUGUCUGUUUUUUGAAACCUUCUACAUCCCGUCCGCAUGCGUUGUAGCAAUCAUUUGCGUCUUAUCUUGCUGCAACACUCGCCAGAGGUGGAGACGGCAUCGGUACGUCAUUCGAACCUUUGUUUUCCUCCUCCCGUUCCUCAUCUCCUCCACGCCGGUCUUCUACCGCCUCCUCACCAGAUCGCCUUACCUCACCACCUCCUCCUCCUUCUCAGCUUCCACCUCCACGGCCAGCUUCUUCUAUCGCCACUGCCUCUGGCUGCUGAUGUCGGCCGUCUUCAACAUCAGCAAGUUCCCCGAGCGGCUAGCCCCGGGCCGCUUCGACAUCUGGGGGCACAGCCACCAGUGGUUCCACUGUUGCACGUUUUUAUCCAUCCUCGACGAACUCCACAUGAUCAAGACCGAGGUGAGGGCCAUCCUGCUCAGCCCGACUCUGCUGCUGCCCCCUGCCAUCCUCUCCCGCCUACCAGGACCCACCAUAGCUUCCACCUACGGGGUGAUGUUCCUCCUCCAGACCACCAUCAUUUCUAUCAUUGUGUGGUUCUCCUGGCAUGCCAACAGCAUCCAUGGACCCGAAAGAGACCAGCUGGCAAAGGAACACCCCAAGAAACCCCUGAAAUGCCACUGAUCACAAAGACAUUUUUUUAAUUUUAAUUGUUUUAAUCCCAACUGUUAAGGAAGACGUGCACACGCAUAAAAAGCCACAAAGAGAAGCGCACAAGUACAACAAUAUUUCCCUCCUAAUUUCAAGUCCUUCAUAUAUUCCAAUCCCUUCAACAGCUUUUUUUUCAAGCUUUUAUGUGUGGAAAUCUGGGACGAUGGGAGAUGAAAGGAUUAUAUUCUGGGCUCACUGCAGGGUGGCUGUCUGGUUGAGUGGAUAUUGGAAGACCUUGCCAGUUCUUUCCCCUGAGCUCAUCCAGCAUGUUCCAACAGGAUGUCUGAGCCCUGGCGAUAAUAACUACCUCUAGGGACUGUACACUUGAGGACACUGGAAAGGUGUUGGUACCUAGAAGAACUGUUCCAUAUCACAUUUGGGUAAUGUAAGCGUGAGCAUUUACAAAAGUUGCUGAUGUGUAGUCUGUUGUGAAGAAGUUCCUCCUGUUGCACUUCCUCAGAUCUUAACCAGAAUCUUUUGAAAAGGACCUUUUCUUUCACAUUGAAUGAAUCCUUUUCUGGCCUUUGUUGACCCCACCUCCUCUUCCUCUUGAUGCUCGCACGCAGUCUCACUUCCUCUUUCGAAGUGACCCUUGCAGCAGGAAGUGGCGUGGCCUUGACAACGCAACAGAAACAGCUGAGCUCAUAUCAGCCGUACAGUGAAGCCGUGCUCUCUUCUAAACCUUUAAGGACGCCUCUCAUGACUGAAGGACCGGGUCUAACUAACCUUCACAUCCACCACCAUCCUGGGCGUGAGCUGCUCGGGCAUGAGGAUGGUGUAGCGCUCCCGGCCGGUCAGUCCCAGGCUGUCCGCCGUGUCUCCUGCCAGGUUGCAAAGACAUGCCCCUCACCAGGAGGAAGGGGCCCUUGGCUGCCCAGUCUCUGGAGCUGCCAGAGCCGUACUCCUUCCCUGCUAGAACCAGCAGAGGGACGCCGGACUGCUGGUAUCGCUCUGCAGCAUCAAACACAUCCAGCUGGACAAACGGGGCCAAAGAUGCAAGUGUUAGUCCACAUGGAAUAGUCCAUGAUGUGAGGCCACAUGAAGCCAGCAGCAGGUAGAAGGUUCCCUGCGUGUUACACUUGUAAAGAUACAAGAAUGACUCGAGUCAAUGGUUCGAGGUUAUAGAGGCAUGCUGACCGUCUCUCCAGUUGGCAGGUGGAUGGUUUGUGGCGCCUGCUUGUUCAGGAACUUGUUAAAGAGGCGGAUGUUGGCGAACGUCCCUCUGGCCAUGACGGCGUCGUUACCUCGCCGUGAGCCGUAGGAGUUGUAGUCCCGAGGGCUCAAGCUGUCAAAGCACAAACAUGGUGAAGCAAGCGCUUUAAUGGACGGGCACAACACCGCUGAAGGACAUUAGAAAGUAGAGGAACCUUUCCCGUCCACGCUCCACGCAGACUCACAGGACUCAAAUGAAUGCCGAGUGGCCGCUCACCCUCUGUUGGUGAGGUAGCGCGCUGCAGAGCUGCUCCUGGCGAUGUUCCCUGCAGGGGAAAUGUGGUCGGUGGUGACCGAGUCUCCCAGGUUCAGCAGCACGCAGGCGUCAUGGAUGGACUGGGGCGGCUGCAGCUUCAUGGUCUGAAUAAUGACGCAGCAUGCAGUAAAGCACUAUUUUUAUACUGUAUUCUAAUAUAGUCUUCAUUGAUCUGCCAGUGUUGAUACAGUUUGUGUGCAACGUCUUAACCUGCUGCAACACAACCAUUUCCCAUUGAUCAUUUGGGAUCAAUAAAGUACAACCAUCCAUCCGUCAGUAACAGCAGAGCUAAGAAGUCCAGAGCAGCCAACAUUCACUUUGUGUGUGUAGACGUCAACAGAAUCAAAACAAAAUGACAUUUUAAUUGUAUUGUAAGGAAAACUUAUAUAAUGUGAACUCUUCAGCGUAAUGAUAAUAAUUAAAUAGAAUGUGAAACA
This is a messenger RNA of Cyclopterus lumpus (lumpfish), 3868 nucleotides long. It is a transcript of the gene paqr9, whose product is annotated as progestin and adipoQ receptor family member 9. The transcript has 3 exons. Lineage: Eukaryota; Metazoa; Chordata; Actinopteri; Perciformes; Cyclopteridae. Bases 776 to 1936 code for a protein of 386 amino acids. Gene Ontology annotation, cellular component: membrane. The record is from RefSeq and is a predicted model, not a curated record. Gene Ontology annotation, molecular function: signaling receptor activity.